AUUACAAAUAGUUUGGAGAAUAAAACAUUUAUUUCCCAUCAGACUUGACACCAAAAGUAGAGAUAUCAACUCGAAAGAGCGGAGGAAACUACUUGCAUCUCUCAGCCUAAUCUUCGCUUCAUCAAUGGUUAAAACGACGUCGUUCGGCAGAUAAAAAAAAAUAUUUCGAAACUAAAACGACACCGUUUACGUCAGAUACAAAGUAUUUAUAAUCAGAACGUCGUCGUUUAACGCUUAAAAAUCGAUGGGUUCCCUCUCCGAUGUCUUUUCUCGUCUCCUCUCGCCGUCUCUAUCGCCGUCCCCACCGAGUCUGAAACCUACAUCUCACCAGCUCUUGACGAAGCUCUCCUUCAAGUCCGAUAACGAUUACGACGUCGUCACCACCAACCGCGUGGCGUAUCCUUCGCUGGCGAACGCGAAUCUGGUCUUCUUCAAGUCGGGGAACUACAACGUGGAGGUGGUGCCGAAAGACGGAGAGACGGAGGAGCAGCUGGUGAACGAUUUCAAGAGAUCGGUGUUCAGAGCGGGCGUGCUGCAGGAGACGAGGAGGCGGCGGUUCUUCGAGAGCUCUCAGGAGAAGAGGAAGCGUAAGACCAAAGAAGCUGCUAAGAAGUAUCGUAAAAGGAGGCCAAACCCUAAACCGAAACCGUAUUCAGCUCCAGAAGUCCCUAAGAACAGAAGAGAAGUUGAAGAGGAUGAUAAUUGGGAGCUUCCUCCCGAGGAAAUUGAGAUUCCUUAUACCGACCGGUUCUAGUGAUUAACCGGGAUUUAGAUUCCGGUUUAAUGAAGUUAAUAUAUAAUCCACUAUUUUGUAGAUCUCUUGAGAUGUUUGUAGCUU
Messenger RNA from Brassica oleracea var. oleracea, 838 nucleotides. RefSeq lists its product as uncharacterized. Lineage: Eukaryota; Viridiplantae; Streptophyta; Magnoliopsida; Brassicales; Brassicaceae. Gene Ontology annotation, molecular function: structural constituent of ribosome. Gene Ontology annotation, cellular component: ribosome. The record is from RefSeq and is a predicted model, not a curated record. The coding region runs from base 245 to 754 and encodes 169 amino acids. The transcript has a single exon. Gene Ontology annotation, biological process: translation.